GCGUGGACGGAUCCGCUGGAGGAGGGGCCGAACGUGGCCGUCACGAAGUCGGAGCCCUCGCCUGCGGAGCCGUCGGAGCCCAAGCCGCAGCGCCAGCGCCCCCAGCAGCAGGGGCGCCUGAGGGCCCCAGCGGCUGCCAGCGAGCAGAGGAUAUCUUCAAAGGUUUCGAGGUCACCUUCGAAGAAUUCGAGGACAGACACGCGCAAACCGUCCAGGACAACGAACCUUCCAGACGCUGUGGAGACCAAGGCCUCCAUCAAAGCCACUGAUGAAGCGUCUUCUGGCAGGGCCGGCUUCUCCAGCGACGCAGGUGGCAGCGCCUCUUCUGCGCCGCCCGUGACGCACCUCGCGUCCCAGCCCGAGGCUGCAAGGGGCUCAUCGAAGCGGAAGCCGUCGCCGAGGAGGACAUCGGUGGCCUCUGGCCUGCCCAUGAAGGAGGACACCGAUAAGGAGCCGGACAAGUCCACUUCCGCACUGGAGGAGUUCUGCGCCCGCGUGCGGCGGGAGCUGGGGCAGCUCGGGCCCGACCAGGGCGUCGUCUACGACCGCCUCAAGCGCCCCGAGCGCGUGGCGUUGGAGGAGAUCACCAGGGAGCUCGGGCUAUGGAGCGGCGCGCAGCCCAGCGGCGGCCUCAUGGCCUUCCGCGAGGGACCAGUGGCCGCUGAUAUCCGGAAGGUGCUGCAGGAGCUGGGCCCCGGCGAGCUGCGCCGCUUCCAGGCGCUGGAGUGGGCGCCGCGCCGCUUCUGCCGAGCGGUGGCGGAGCAAGCUGGCUACUGGGCCGGCCCCCGCCGCCGCCCCGGGGUGGGACCGCCGUGGGUGCUCACAGGCUCUUUUCCUGACGUGUCAUCCCUCCUCACCGCCCUCGCCCGCCAGAUGUCGAUCGGGAGGUCCUUCCCGCUGACGCGUGCGGCCGCCAACUCGCGCGCCCUCGUGGUGGGCAACGGCAUCAUCGGCCUGACGACCGCGGCGGAGCUGCGCAGGCGGGGUGUGCAGGUGGUCGUCGUGACGGCGGCGCCCCGGCGGCAGCGGGCGCCCGGCCCAGGCGCCGGCGCUCCCGGGGGCCCCGGGGCCGCGGCGGACGUCGCCGCCCUCCGGGGCCGCACGGACGCGAGCAGCGUGGCGGGCGGCCUGUGGCUUCCCUACAGGGCCCGGCCGGAGGGGCGCGUGGACGCGUGGGCCCUGCGCACGCUGGCCCGCCUGCGCGGGCAGCUGUCCGCGGCCGAGGCCGCGCUGCGGGGCGCCCGGGGCGGGCGCGCCUGCCCGGCAGGCGGCGCCGGCGUGAGCGACGACGUGCGGCUCGGCCUCGCCGUCGAGGAGACGCCGGCGGCCCUGGCGAGCACGCGCCCGUUCGGCGAGGUCGAGCACGAGGCCCCGCCCACGUGGGCGGCCGAGGCGGAGUUCUGGCCGAUGCACCGCUACGAGCGGCUGCCCAGGGGGCAGGCGGAGGGCGCCCUGUCUCGCAUGUUCUCGCGGAGGGCUGCGAAGAUGCGGGAGCAGCUGAUUGCGGAGGAUGAGGAGGAGGCCGUUGCGGCCGGGUCCGCCACAGAGGGCCUCCGCGGGGCAAUCCAAGCGCACGCGCAGUUCGUCCCUUCGUUCCCGCCGCAGGUCCAGUCGGCCUCCGUAUUCCUGAGCGUGACCGCUGAUUCCCCUACGUACAUGGACUUGCUGGAAGCGCAGCUGCAGAUGGGUGAGAACUGCGUGGAGUUCGUAUACGACGGCGGCGGCGAUGUUUUUGCGAGCGCAGCCGACGUAGCGGAUUUCGCGAAGAGGGCGAGGUGCCCCAUUGUGGUCAAUUGCGCGGGGCUGGCGGGAGCGCGGCUUCGCGCGGAAGCGAGCGGCGCAGAGGGAGAGGACGGAACCACCGCCAGGGAGGAGGACGUGAUGGUCGGCGGCCGCGGCGUGCUGAGCAUAUUCCAGCGGCCGGUGACCCACGAGGUCGGGGUCGAGGUUGCGCCAGGGACGAGCGCGCGGCGCCGCAUCUUCCUGCCCGCCUCCUCGUGGAUGAGCAUCCUCGAGGAUGGCGAGGGCGUUCUCGAAGGCGGGAUGCACGUGAUCGACGGAGCUCGGCCCGCCUACAUGAUCCCGCGCGGAGGCGUCGUGGUCUUCGGCGGCGCCUACGACGAGCACGGGGUCAGCAGCAGCUCGGCGCGCGAGCGGAAUCCGCCCGGGCCGUCAUAUCUGCAGGCGGCGGCGGUGACAGACGACGAGCGUGCGCGCCUGGCCGCUGUGGCGAGGACACUGAUGCCGCAGAUCGCGAGCAGGGCGAGCGGGGUGGUGGAGCCCGCACUCUGCGUGGCGGCGUUCCGCCCCGUUCGGCGGGGCGGCGUGAAGGCGGGGGUCGACGCGGAGUUGUCGGAGAGGCACGGGGUGGUGUGGGCCGACAACUACGGGCACGGCGGCGCAGGUUGGACGACCUGCUGGGGGUGCGCGGAGGACGUGGCGGAGCAGAGCGCCGUGUCGAGCGCGGCCGCCGCGCUCAUGUCGGGCGAGCCCGAGGAGGCGCCCCCGCUCGACGCGGACGAGGAGCUCCUGGUCCCGCGGGCACCCGCGGGGCCUGCCGCCUCUUCGCCCUGGCGGCGGGCGCUCCCGGUGACCCUCGGCGCGUCUGCCAGGGGCGCGCUGCGGACGCAGCCGUCCCAGGGCCUGCGGCUGAACUCCGAGGCCGAGACGAAGGUGAAGGAGGACGAGGGCCAGGGCGGAAACUUUGUCGUACACGAGGGCCUCAACUGUGUCAACGGGUUCGGGGCGGAGUCGUUCGGCGACGGCGCGGAGGGCGAGAUCGACGGGAAGACGGAGUUCAGCCUCGACGAGUGCAAGCAGGAGUGCCGGAAACGCAUGCCGACCUGCGAGGCCCUUAUAGUCGUCACCGACGGGUCGAAUUCCAGGUGCUACCUUCGCACCAGCGUUGACGUGGAGAAUUGCUACGACGGCACCCCGUACAACCUGUGGGUGUGGGACCCCCAAGCACCCCCCGACAGCACGGAUCCCCCCAGCGCGGCCCCGACCACGGCCCCCACGCCAGCCCCCGCCUCGACGGAGGCCCCGACGGAGGCCCCGGCCCCGACGGAGGCCCAGGCUCCUGAGUCCACGACUGCGACCGCUGCCGCUCCAGCGCCUGCGGCGACCACGACGCCGGGGGAGUCGGUCUUCGACGUGGACGUGGCGGACGGCGCCCCGCAGCAGGCGGGCAAGGAGAGCUCCGACGAGAAGGACAGGGCCGGCCUGUGGAAGGUCGACCAGCUGAACCACUUCUGCAAGAACCGGGACAUGGACGACACCGUGACCGACCAGGCGGAGUGCCAGGCCAAGUGCGGGGAAGGCUGCGCGGGCAUCGCGUACUCGGACAAGGUGGACCUCUCCCAGUACUGCUACCUCUGCCGCGACGACAACCUGAUCCCGUCCGCCAACGACUUCCACUUCUACCGCGCCGAACCCAGGCCACCGGCCGAGGAGCCCACUGCGCAGAUCGCCGCUGCGCAGAUCGCCGCGGAGGAUCCCACGGCGCCAAAGGACCAGCCCAUCUGGAAAAAGACGGAGGGCGACAGCGCCAAGGUUGAGAAGAAGGAUGAGAAGAAGGAAGAGAAGAAGGAAGAUAAGAAGGAGAAGAAGGAUAAUAAGGAGGAUAAGGAGGAUAAGAAGGAGGAGAAGGACAAGAAGGAGUCCGCCAAGGAGAAGAAGCACGACGAGCCCGAGGAGGGGAACAGCGAGUCCAAGGCGAAGCCGGCCGGGGGAAGGCCGAUGGGGAAUACCACGGACACGAAGGAAUCGAAGAAGCAGAAGGCCAAGGACAUUGAAGCGAAGGCCGUGGAACAGGAUGACAAGAAGGGGAAGGAGGAGGAGAAGGGCGCGAACGCCUCGAAGGCCGCGAAGAAGGAGAAGGCAAACACUACCAAGUCGAAGUCCGCAGAUACAGACGAGGAUGAGCAGAAGGGCAAGGCAAAGGACUCGAAGGCCGCGGCGAAGGAGAAGGGCAACACCACCGGUGCGAAAGCCGCCCAGAAGGAGAGCAAGAAGCAGACGGGCGAGAGGGAGGGGAAGGGCGCUAAUGCCACGAAGGCCGCGGAGAAGAACGGGACCAGCACCACCAAUGCGAAGGCCGUGGUGAAGGAGGAAAAUUCGCAGAAGGGCAGGGGGAAGAGCGCGAAGAGCGUGGCGGAGGAGAAGGGUGCGAAUGCCACAGAGGACAAUACCACCGAGGCCAACACCGAGGCCAAGGCCGCGGACAAGGAUGAUGGUAAACUUGAGCAGAAGGGUGAUGCUAAGAAGCAGAAGACGGGCUCUUAUGUGUCGAAGGCUGUUGAGGAGGUGAAGGAGGACAACACCACCAAAGCGAAGCCCGCGGAGAAGGUGCAGCAGGACGAGAAGAAGGAGAAGGACGCGAAUGCCACGAAGGCCGCGGAGAAGCAGAAGGCCAACGCCACCAGAGCGAAGUCCGUGGAGAAGGAGGCGAAUGUCACGAAGGCUGCGGCGAAGGAGAAUGUCAACACAACCGACGCCAUGCCAAGUGGGACAACCGUCGAGGCAGGCGACGUCUCCAACGUCACGCGGCUCGAAGGCACGGGCUCCGCGAAGAGCUCUGGAAGCCACGCGGGCGUGCGCAAGGCUAAGAAGGCCGCGCGCUCCCCGAAGGAGGCGGGCCACUCCAACAGGACGACCGCCGUGGGCAGGGCGGCGAACGCAUCGGAGGAGAUGGCAAGAAGCAAGACGGCGGCGCGAACCAGAGCGAGGAGAGCGAGGAGUCGUAUGAGGACCGACUGCGGCUCGAGAGGGAGAUCCCGCCGGAGGAAGUGGCCGUUCGCCUGGCGCCCUCGGGCAAACGGCCGCGCCCUGCGCUCCCGGGGUGGCGCCGCGCCCCCCCGUGCCGCCCGGAUUGGCGGCUGCUCGGCAGCCACACGCGCGGCCACCUGGCGUGGCGCCAGGGCGCCCGCCUUGCAAUAA
Messenger RNA from Prorocentrum cordatum, 4938 nucleotides. The record is from the annotation of a GenBank genome assembly. Lineage: Eukaryota; Dinophyceae; Prorocentrales; Prorocentraceae.